Vicia villosa (hairy vetch) is the source of this 1116-nucleotide messenger RNA. RefSeq lists its product as uncharacterized. Lineage: Eukaryota; Viridiplantae; Streptophyta; Magnoliopsida; Fabales; Fabaceae. Bases 1 to 1116 code for a protein of 371 amino acids. The transcript is spliced from 2 exons. The record is from RefSeq and is a predicted model, not a curated record. Gene Ontology annotation, molecular function: DNA helicase activity. Gene Ontology annotation, biological process: DNA repair; telomere maintenance.
AUGGCUAACAAGUGUUGUUUUGAGGCCCUUGACAAGUCCUUGAAAGAUAUUAUGGGUACUGCAGAAAAGCCUUGUGAACAAAUAUUUGGAGGCAAAAUUGUUGUAUUUGGUGGUGAUUUUAGACAAAUUCUACCUGUUGUGCCUAGAGGUACUCGUUCUGAUAUUGUUCAUUCUACAAUAAAUGCCUCAUAUAUUUGGGCACAUUGCAAGGUUUUAACACUCACAAAAAACAUGCGGUUGGUGUCGGGAUCACAUUCAAACAAUGCUGCAGAGAUUGAGAGUUUUUCUAAAUGGAUUUUAGAUGUGGGAGAUGGAAAAAUUUCAGAACCAAAUGAUGGUUAUGCUGAAAUAACUAUUCCACCAGAAUUUCUAUUACAGGAUUUUUUGGAUCCAAUUGAAAAAAUGGUAACAAGUACUUAUCCAAACCUACUUGAAAACUUCACAAAUCCAGAGUUCCUCCAAAGUCGAGCAAUCCUAGCUUCAACUAUAGAGAUCGUCGAUGAAAUUAACGAUUACAUUACAAAUCUACUUCCAGGUGAUGAGAAGGAGUUUCUAAGUAGUGAUACUAUUGACAGAUCAGAAGCAAAUGAGAAUGAGGCUUUUGAGCAUUUGACUCCAGAAUUUUUAAGCUGUUUGAAAACGUCUGGUUUGCCUAAUCAUUGCUUAAAAUUGAAGAUUGGCACAACCAUUAUGUUGAUUAGGAAUUUGGAUCAAUCAGAAGGACUUUGCAAUGGUACAAGAUUGACGGUAACAAGGCUAGCAAAUCAUGUGAUCGAGGCUAAGAUUAUUUCAGGUACACAUGUAGGAAACACAAUUUACAUACCUAGAAUGUCUUUGUCUCCUUCACAAUCCCCUUGGCCAUUCAAACUUAUUAGAAGACAAUUCCCCAUCAUUGUCUCAUUUGCAAUGACAAUAAAUAAAUCUCAAGGUCAAUCAUUAGACUAUGUGGGUUUAUAUUUGCCAAAAGACGUCUUCAGCCAUGGACAACUAUAUGUUGCAAUGUCAAGAGUCAAAAGCAAAGGAGGCUUGAAAAUUUUAAUUCAUGAUAAAGACAAAUUGCCAUUGCAAGUAACAACAAAUGUGGUGUUCAAAGAGGUUUUCCACAACGUUGUAUAG